AUGGGUCCUGCCGAGCUGGGCCCACUCAGGGGCCAACAGCCCGGCCUGGCCUUGAUUGACUUGGAGCCAGAAGGGAGAGUGUAUGUCAUCAUAGACCUUUCAGGAUCGUCAGGUGAAGCACCCAAAGACAAUGAGGAACGUGUGUUCCGGGAACGUAUGCGCCCCAGAAAACGGCAGGGUGCUGUGCGACGCAGAGUACAUCAGGUUAAUGGACACAAGUUUAUGGCCACCUAUCUUAGACAACCAACGUAUUGUUCGCACUGCAGAGAUUUUAUAUGGGGUGUGAUAGGAAAACAGGGAUACCAAUGUCAAGUUUGCACUUGUGUAGUCCACAAGAGAUGCCAUGAACUUAUAAUAACGAAGUGUGCUGGCUUAAAAAAACAGGAAACUCACGAUGAGCAAGUGGGAUCCCAGCGUUUCAGUGUCAACAUGCCUCACAAGUUCAGCAUUCACAAUUACAAAGUGCCCACCUUCUGUGACCACUGUGGUUCAUUGCUCUGGGGUCUUUUGAGACAAGGUUUACAAUGCAAAGUUUGCAAGAUGAAUGUACAUCGACGCUGUGAAACAAAUGUGGCACCAAACUGUGGAGUGGAUGCUAGAGGCAUAGCUAAAGUUCUUGCAGAUCUUGGAGUCACUCCAGAUAAGAUCACUAAUAGCGGGCAGAGGAGGAAAAAGCUAAUUGCAGGCGCAGAGACUCAACAACCAGUUCCUGGAAGCGCAUCAUCAGAAGAAGAUAGGUCAAAGUCAGCACCGACUUCUCCAUGUGAUCAAGAAAUCAAAGAGCUGGAAAACAACAUUAGGAAAGCAUUAUCAUUCGACAAUCGGGGAGAAGAACACAGAGCAACAGCUACAACGUCAGCAGACAACCAGCUCAACAAACCUGGGGAGAAUGGUGAAAAUGGGGAGGUCAAACAGGCCCAGACCAAGCGAAUAGGCCUUGAAGAGUUCAACUUCAUAAAAGUAUUAGGGAAAGGCAGCUUUGGCAAGGUAAUGUUAGCUGAACUAAAAGGAAAAGAUGAAGUAUAUGCAGUGAAAGUCUUGAAGAAAGAUGUCAUACUUCAAGAUGACGAUGUAGACUGUACAAUGACAGAGAAGAGAAUUCUGGCAUUAGCACGGAAACAUCCAUACCUAACACAACUGUACUGCUGCUUCCAGACAAAGGACCGCCUCUUUUUCGUCAUGGAAUAUGUAAAUGGAGGAGACCUAAUGUUUCAAAUCCAACGUUCACGCAAAUUUGACGAACCUCGAUCCCGCUUUUACGCAGCAGAGGUCACAUCAGCACUCAUGUUUCUUCACCAACAUGGCGUCAUCUACAGGGACCUGAAACUGGACAAUAUUCUUCUGGAUGCAGAAGGCCACUGUAAACUGGCUGAUUUUGGGAUGUGCAAAGAAGGGAUUCUGAAUGGAGUGACCACCACAACCUUUUGUGGCACACCUGACUAUAUAGCUCCAGAGAUCCUCCAGGAGUUAGAAUACGGCCCAUCAGUAGACUGGUGGGCAUUGGGUGUUCUCAUGUAUGAAAUGAUGGCUGGGCAGCCCCCCUUUGAAGCUGACAACGAAGAUGAUCUCUUUGAAUCCAUCCUUCACGAUGAUGUCUUGUAUCCAGUCUGGCUCAGUAAAGAAGCUGUCAGCAUUUUAAAAGCAUUCAUGACAAAAAACCCAAAUAAGCGACUUGGCUGUGUGGCGUCACAAAACGGGGAAGAUGCGAUUAAGCAGCAUCCGUUUUUCAAGGAAAUAGACUGGGUUCUUCUAGAACAAAGGAAAAUCAAGCCACCCUUCAAACCUCGGAUUAAAACCAAAAGGGAUGUAAAUAACUUUGACCAAGACUUUACACGAGAAGAACCAGUAUUAACGCUGGUGGAUGAGACAAUUAUAAAACAAAUCAAUCAAGAAGAAUUUAAAGGGUUCUCUUAUUUUGGAGAAGAGCUACUGCCAUAG
This is a messenger RNA of Opisthocomus hoazin, 1938 nucleotides long. The record is from RefSeq and is a predicted model, not a curated record. NCBI's taxonomy places the organism in Eukaryota, Metazoa, Chordata, Aves, Opisthocomiformes, Opisthocomidae.